Messenger RNA from Peniophora sp. CBMAI 1063, 882 nucleotides. The record is from the annotation of a GenBank genome assembly. Lineage: Eukaryota; Fungi; Basidiomycota; Agaricomycetes; Russulales; Peniophoraceae.
AUGACCUCCUCCUCCUUCGAUGAGCUGCUCGCCGAGAUGCAUGCAAGGCUUGCACUGGGCGAGUCUUCCGCUCUAUCUUCCAUCUUUGGGCUCGACAUCGCCGUCCAAAUCACCUUCCGGAUCGCCCGGCACGCUUGGAAUCUUACGCCCGCCACUGCACGGCCCACUAUUGAUGUCUUCACAAAGUACUGCUGCAGCUCCACACAUGCGACGUCGAUCACCGACUAUGACGGGAAUUCAUACGGCCAUCUGAUGAGAUGCGUUCCCUUCCUGUCACAUCCGUUCAUUGAGUACUUCGAUGCCCCGACGUACGGUAUUGGAACGUCCGCGCCCUACAUCGUCGAUGCUGGCAUACCGGCCGGUUAUGCCGCUAUCCCUUCUACAUUGUUUGCACCGUAUGCGGAAGGAAACCCGCAGCGGCGCAGUCAAUCUACCCAGAAUCACGUACCGCCCUUGCCGAUCUGGUUCUUUGAACAUGAUCCCCGAGCCGACGACUACAGCUUCGGGCUUUCGAUCGAGAGGGCAUACAAGGGGAAUACGAACAUUCUUUACGGGCGUCGUGAACUCAACAUCCUCAAGCGCAAGACGUCGCUCAAGAUGAGGUUCAACUGGCCCCGUCACACUUCCUCUGAGAAGCAAAUCCGUGGAACUAAGAAGUCGCCCAUGCACAGCAUCGACCGCCUCGCUCAGCUUACUGCCGGCGCCGUCCGGAACUUCAUGAUUGACCAGAUGACCGCUUUCAAAGGCGAUCGCGAUGCUCACCCGUGGAGUAUCGGUACCGGUACCGGAGAAAUCGGUGUCCAGGAUGUGUUACUCUUAGGCGUUCUAUUUGUCUCUGAUGGUACUGCGAUGCCACUCCUUGCUUCGUGUCUGAAAGUUUAG